AUGCGCAUACUCCCCGCGCUCCUGCUUGUCGUGCAAGCCGCCGCCGCCAAUGCGACUGUCUUCGGACUUGAAUUCACGACCACUGGCCUUGUCUGCUCCGCUUCCCUCCCCAACGGCUCGGCUGUGGGAUUGAAAAAGGUGGACGGAGGAGCAGACUAUACGGCGGCGAUGUUUCGGAUGUUUAGCGAGGCGAGAGCGGGUGGGAGGACUCCGCGACCACUGCUGCAGCGGGACGAAGAGUAAGUCCCAGUCCCGCAAUCUCCCGUCUGGGAAAUGUAUUGCUCACUGUACUGUCCGUUCGGCUUAGGAGUCGUGGGAGUUCCUGGUCUUGGACUUGGCUCGGAUUUCCCCUCGCUACUGCUGCUGCUGCUGCUUCUUUCCCGAAGAAGAGUGAGGAUGCCGCUGCUGUUCUUGGGACUGUCGUCGCUCGGGCGAAGGAAGAUUGCGUCAGGACGCUCUUCGAACAGUAUGCAAUACAAGUCUCAGAGAAGCGUCCUUCAGCUGUCGUAGUCGGUCCGACGUUCCUCUUCACCCCCGUCAAGUGCAAGAUGGAAGGAAAAAUCUGGUUGGACUCCUGGAUCGUGCAGCAGCGCAAGCGUGUGGGUCCUACGAAGGCGGAGAGGGGAGUCUGGCAGAAGAAACAGGAGAAGAUUUUCUUGAGGGCUGUGGAGGUGGGCGGUUUCAAGCUCGGGAGGCAUGAGAUCUUGCCUGCUGCUGCUUCCAGUGCCACGAUGGAGCGUGGAGGCGUGGUACUAGUUGCUCAACUCCAGGCGCAUGGCCUCACGCUCUGGAGUGACCGGGAUCCUGUACAGGUUUGGAGUACGUUCUCUCCCGCACGGCAGUGGGAGGAAACUCCGAGGUUGCACUUUCCGAGGCUACUCGAGCAGGCGAAUGGGAGUAUCACUGUGCUCCCCAUCGGAGGCGGAUGGGUACCGCCGAGGUUGAGGAGGCUGAGGACUAUUGUACAGGAGUUGAGACCGGGCGCUACGAUCUUGAUGGAUGUCGAGCCUCUCUACGCUGCCAGUGUCGGUGCUGCGAUGAUGGCAUGA
Molecule: messenger RNA, 1049 nt
Organism: Lecanosticta acicola
Lineage: Eukaryota; Fungi; Ascomycota; Dothideomycetes; Mycosphaerellales; Mycosphaerellaceae
Source: the annotation of a GenBank genome assembly